Molecule: messenger RNA, 974 nt
Organism: Nycticebus coucang (slow loris)
Lineage: Eukaryota; Metazoa; Chordata; Mammalia; Primates; Lorisidae
Gene: CLDN5
Product: claudin 5
Exons: 1
Coding region: 146-802 (218 amino acids)
Biological process (GO): bicellular tight junction assembly; cell adhesion
Cellular component (GO): bicellular tight junction; plasma membrane
Molecular function (GO): structural molecule activity
Source: RefSeq, a predicted model, not a curated record
CCCGAGGCGGCGCCACGACUUGCGGGGUUAGCGGACGGCUGGAGGGGAGCGCAAAGGAACCGGCCCGCGCCGGCCGCCGAGCCGCACCGGCCCAGGCAGCGCCGCGCCCGCCGGAGGCCGUCGGGCACGCGUCUAGCCUCCAGCCAUGGGGUCGGCCGCGUUGGAGAUCAUGGGCCUGGUGCUGUGCCUGGUGGGCUGGGUGGGCCUGAUCCUGGCGUGCGGGCUGCCCAUGUGGCAGGUGACCGCCUUCCUGGACCACAACAUCGUGACGGCGCAGACCACCUGGAAGGGGCUGUGGAUGUCGUGUGUGGUGCAGAGCACGGGUCACAUGCAGUGCAAGGUGUACGACUCGGUGCUGGCGCUGAGCACCGAGGUGCAGGCGGCGCGGGCGCUCACCGUGGGCGCCGUGCUGCUGGCGCUCGUGGCGCUCUUCGUGACCCUGGCCGGAGCGCAGUGCACCACCUGCGUGCCCGCGGGCCCGGCCAAGGCGCGCGUGGCCCUGACGGGUGGCGCGCUCUACGCGCUGUGCGGGCUGCUGGCGCUCGUGCCGCUUUGCUGGUUCGCCAACAUCGUGGUGCGCGAGUUCUACGACCCGACCGUCCCCGUGUCGCAGAAGUACGAGCUGGGCGCGGCGCUGUACAUCGGCUGGGCGGCCUCGGCGCUGCUCAUGUGCGGGGGCGGCCUCGUGUGCUGCGGCGCCUGGGUCUGCGCCGGCCGCCCCGACUUCAGCUUCCCGGUCAAGUACUCGGCGCCGCGGCGGCCCACGGCCAGCGGCGACUACGACAAGAAGAACUACGUCUGAGGGCGCGGGGCACGGGCUGGGCCCAUCCCGCCAGCCACGUCCGCGAGCCGUCGGGCCGGCCUGGGGACCCCGCGCGGACAGCGGCCUCGGCCGCGUGGCACCGCGCACAGGCUCCGCGGGACUCCCGGCUGCGCGCACGGCCGCUGCCCGUGGGCCGGCUCCUGCGGGCGCC